AUGGCUGUAAGUAUAGCUGCUCAGCUCGCUCACCCUUCUGUCCGGCACUUCUCCGGCUAUCGGCCGCGCCCCCGUAGCCGCACGGCUCGCGCGGUUGCCAUGAGCUACCUCAUAUCCGGUGUGGUAAUCCCUUUCAUCCCGCCUGCGCUUGAAACCCUGCGGCAGAAGAACUCGGAAUUCCCAGACAGCAAAAAGCCUCACCCCCCUCUCUGCUUUCACGCACGCUAG
Messenger RNA from Aspergillus puulaauensis, 228 nucleotides. RefSeq lists its product as uncharacterized. Bases 1 to 228 code for a protein of 75 amino acids. The record is from RefSeq and is a predicted model, not a curated record. The transcript has 2 exons. NCBI's taxonomy places the organism in Eukaryota, Fungi, Ascomycota, Eurotiomycetes, Eurotiales, Aspergillaceae.